GGCUGGUAAACAAAGAACAGAGGGAGAACCUCGCGCAUGCGCCCUGCUUGUUUGUUGUUGUCGCUGUCUGUCACUGAGAUGCUGAGGCUCUCAGAUGGAGGCAGUGUGUAAGCAGCUCCAUGGAGGUGAUGAUGAUGAUGAUGGUGGUGAUGAUGAGAAGGAGGGGAAGCAGUCAGGAGCAGAUGAAGCCAUGCUGUGGUCCAUCCAGGAGGCUCUGGAGAGGCAGACCCUGCAGAUAGGGGCAUCAGCAUGCGGGGCCACGGCGGUGGUGGAUGUGCUGAAGGCCCUCGGCGUGGACGUGGUCCCUGAAGAGGCAGACCGCUGCGUGCAAACACGCCUGAGGAGGAACGAGUCACCGCUGCCGGACUACCUGCUGUCCCGCAGUGAAGCUGGUGCGACUCACGCUCAGCUCAUCCAAGGAGCAGAGGAGGCCAGUAAGGGGAAAGUAAUGGGUCGCUUCUUCCACUUCCACCCUCGGCGGCUGGUCAGACUGGUCCCCUGGCUCGCACGUUGGAUCCAAAGCGGCGCCGUACCCGUGGCAACCAUGAACAUGCAGCUGGCCGUGCCCGAAGGAGAGGAGGUGCCUGACGCCUGGCACCAUCAGCUCAUAUUCGGCGUUGCACCAAAUGCUGUUUUCAUGACCAAUCCUUUAGAUGUAGUGAGCGAGGAAGAGUUGCACCAGAGACUCUGCAGCGAAUCUGUGCUGCUGAUUCGUCGAGAAGACGUCCUGCAGAGACUGGCGCCAGAUUGCUGUCUGUCCAGUUUAUCCGAGCCGCGCUGGAAGUCCCUGGAUGUCGAGGGUCAAGUGAGGCAGAUGCGCCAAGAAGAGGAAGAAGAUGGAGCUAAGUUAACACACAUCACGAUCCCCGCAGCGUACAGUUCAGGCAUCACACUCUUCGCCCUACGACAGUCAGAGUUGGGACAAGAGCUCCUCAACGCUCCUGAACUCCCGUUGUUGAUCUGCUGAUAUCCCCCCUGCUGGAGUGUCCUGGAAGAGAUGUAAACAAAACGGUGAUCAACAAAAUAUCACGUGAUAAACUGCAGGUUGAACCGCAUAAACAUUCACACAGUACAAGAAUAAAUACUAAGGGAAUAUAAAAUUAUGUAUUGACAAGAAACAAAACCACAGAAAUCAUUUUUCAAUGAGGCUGCAAAAAUAGCUUCAAUACCUUCACCAACACUGUCAUCCAUGUACAUUUCUAUCACGGUUUCAUGUCAGUUAAUUACUUAAAUAAAGCAUUUUCAAACAAUGA
Messenger RNA from Morone saxatilis (striped sea-bass), 1253 nucleotides. RefSeq lists its product as uncharacterized. The record is from RefSeq and is a predicted model, not a curated record. Lineage: Eukaryota; Metazoa; Chordata; Actinopteri; Moronidae. The transcript is spliced from 6 exons. The coding region runs from base 95 to 967 and encodes 290 amino acids.